Messenger RNA from Aphanomyces astaci, 611 nucleotides. RefSeq lists its product as hypothetical. The record is from RefSeq and is a predicted model, not a curated record. The transcript is spliced from 3 exons. NCBI's taxonomy places the organism in Eukaryota, Oomycota, Saprolegniomycetes, Saprolegniales, Verrucalvaceae. Bases 37 to 549 code for a protein of 170 amino acids.
CUUUGAGGAAGGUCGUCAUAUCAAUCUUGAAGGAUCAUGGCGUCCGCGGAACCGAUCGGGAGUGUGGUGGAGCUGCAUCAGCCCUUGCACGUACUGGAGCAUAAGGUGCCCUUCCGCAACCUCCUCAUGGGCCUCUUUGUCUUCUACGCGGUCUCGUUCGCGAUCACAUGGUAUCGAGUAUGGUGGAAUUCGCUCGCGGGAAUCCUGGUGGCGGCAGUCGGUCUGCUCUGGUUCACCUUCCCCAGUGCCAAGGACGGCAUUUGGCUUGAGCUGUACUACUACAGUUCGUUUGGCGUAAUUCUGCUGCACAUUGCCACAGUUGGCUUUCUCGCUUACGACUGGGUCAUGUCUGACAUCCAAGCCGCGUUGGGUAUAUCAGAAGAUGCAUCGCGUUCAUUAUGGGGAAUGUACACUGCGCUAAUCCUUGUCGUAUCUGCCCAAGCCAUCUUUUCGGGGGUGACCGUGAAUACCUGCCAUCGUCUGCGCAUGGAGCUGCAGCGUAAUGGACUGGUGGCGUCUGUGCAUCCUGGCUACACUGAGCUCACUUGAAUCUAGAUGCAAUCAACUCCUAGUCUUCAAUAUAUAACAGAGAUUGUGGUGACGUUCAAACA